Trypanosoma conorhini is the source of this 729-nucleotide messenger RNA. RefSeq lists its product as uncharacterized. The coding region runs from base 1 to 729 and encodes 242 amino acids. Lineage: Eukaryota; Euglenozoa; Kinetoplastea; Trypanosomatida; Trypanosomatidae. The transcript has a single exon. The record is from RefSeq and is a predicted model, not a curated record.
AUGUGGCUUAGUCUCGCUCUGCUGCAUGCGCUGCUCCUUUCGUGCGCCACGCAGGCCUCCGCGCACUACGCCUACGACGGCGGAUACGACGUGCUGCGCGUGGGGGAGGUGCGCUACAACGACACCGUGACUUUUCCCGCGAGUGCGGUGACGGAGGUGCGGCGCCGCUACGUCCUGACUGGGCUGGAGCGGGGCCGGCGGUACGUCAUUCACCUCUCGUACUUGGGCUCGCCGUCGAUGGAGUACAGGCUCCACGUGGGGCUGCUGCAGAGGUCCGUGAUAGAGGCCGCGACGCGGGAAGAAGCGGCGCCCGCCGCCCCCGGCCGGCUGAAGCUCGCCGACGUUGCCAUGCUGCAGGUGCGGACACACGCGGAUAACCUGCGCUUCGACUACAUUGACGGCGACGGCGACGUCGACAACGCGGACACGGCGGCGGGGGACCUCGUGCCUGUGCUGGAGGUUCGCGGCAAACGCACCGCCUUCCCGGCGCAGCCCGGCAGGUGGCGGACGUUCUCCUACAACCUGCGCGUGGAGGCGAUGGGGACGACGACGGGGCUCAGCCGCCUCGUUGUGUGGCACGUCGUGUUGGUGCUCACCUCCGUGGUGGUCGUGGUGCUGCUGGUGCCAAAGCUCCUUGCGGCCAUCGCGGGUGACGCCCCGGUGCAGACGCGUCGCCGGCGCGACUUUCUCCUUUUCUUUCUGAACAAAAACGACGAGGUAAGGCAGUAG